AUGUCCCUAACAAAAUGGCCUGAGAGGCAAAAAAGUCUUUAUGAAUAUCAUUUAUAUAUGAACUCUUUGGAGACUAAGGAGGAAUUAUUAAAUACAAAAGUUAAAACAAAGUACCGUUCUAAAUUUUACAAUAAAAUUGAUAAAGAAAAUCGAAAUGAAAAACGUUGUUCAUCUAAGACCAUGGGAUCGCCGCAGAUAACAAAGGUUGACCCUAAAAAAUAUUUGAAAAAAGGAGGCGGUUUUAAACCAGAAGUACCUCAGGUGACCCAUAAGUGUCAUAAAUUGAAUAUACCAAGAGUUCCUGCAAGAUCUACAUUAUCUUUAAAUACGGUACGCUUAUAUGAAGCCACAGAUACAUCAAAUGUUACAUCAAAUACUACUUCAAAUACAACAUUAGUCAAUCAUCCUCUGGAAAAUAUACUAAAUAGAUUUGGCGAUACUAAGUCCUUGAAAGAAGUCGAGCCGGUGUAUGUUCUAAAAACCUCUUUUGGAAAGGUGCCGAAAUACAUUAUAGAACAACACAUCGGGGAUUCGUACGAUCAACCUGCUGGUGGUGAAAAAAUUGAACAUGCAAAAUCGUAUAAGUGCAACCUCAUUCAGGAAAUUGAACAUUACGAAAUGUUGAAGAAUCUGAAAGAAAACUGGACUGAAACGUAUAGAGAAUACCAAAAAUUGCCCCUUAAGCCGAUUAAGGGUUACGUGGCACAGAAAAGGGCACAACUAGAUAAUCAUCUAAAUGCUUUAGAAAGAGAUAUUCGGCUGUUGGAACGGCAUCCAAUUAUAUAUAUGAAACAAGAGUAG
Molecule: messenger RNA, 801 nt
Organism: Ctenocephalides felis (cat flea)
Lineage: Eukaryota; Metazoa; Arthropoda; Insecta; Siphonaptera; Pulicidae
Product: enkurin-like
Exons: 2
Coding region: 1-801 (266 amino acids)
Molecular function (GO): calmodulin binding
Source: RefSeq, a predicted model, not a curated record